AUGUUAUUCUACAACAACACUGUCCACAUGGUCAUCCAUAGUGCUGAUCAGAGCAGUGAGGGGAGAUACUGCUGUAAUCUCAGACAGAAUGGAACACUGUUAAUAGUAUUUCUAAUGCUGUCAGAACUGAGGAAGGUACAACAUGUGUUCUUAUCUAACUGAAAUAUCAACCUUUAUGUAAAGUCUGAAUAUUGUCCUCUUGAUCAUUAGUUAUUGACGAUCAAUAACAUUGGUCUCGUUUUAAAUGGUGAAGGCAUUUGUCACAUUUACAAGAAGAUGCACCAGUAAUGGCCAGAAGACUUUGGAUUUAAAUUAAAUGAAACUUUCCCCUCUGACUAAACACAGCUUUGAGUUUCCCCACAGUUUCAUCCGAUGGCACUCUCACAUGGUGACACUGCUUUGUAGGAGAGUACACCCAUGGCCAUGCAGAGUACACCUGUGGCCGUGCUUCAUGGUCUUGGACACCACUAUCUACAGCAAGAGAGUUUCCAGUCGUGACAUCUAAAAUAUACGGAUCCAACAAGACGUUUACUGAGGGGUUUUCAUACGGGGACUUCAAUGGCUACUACUUAGCGUCUUUACAUCUCACCAGUGGAGUUGGAAGAUGGUGGAAGGUUCAACCUUCCAUUUUAAAAACCUCCUAGUCGCCUCUAUUAAUGUGGUAACCAUAAAGGGUGACCAUUCUUUUCUUUUUUAAAUAUAUCCAAGGUACAUUUCUUAGAAUAAAUUAAUUCUACUUGCAUUCGAGAGAACAAAUAACUGAUACCCGCUGUCUUCCAUUUCAGUCUCCACAGUGCCCCCUAGUGGUGUAUCCAUCAUGAAUCAUCUGGUGGUGCUGAGGCGCGAGGUGUUGGAGGUGAGCGGUGACCCUGUGACCCUGGCCAGGCUGAGGAUGAAGGGGAGGAGAGGGCGGCUGGUCAAACAGGACGUCCUGACAGAGAGUCACCCCAACAGGACUCUCAGUGUGAAACCGCCCCAAGCCAGCUUCACUGGCAGUGUGUGGUGUUCAGAGGGCUUGCUCAGAGCGACAGCCUCCCUGACCUCACAAUGCCCACACAGACAACAGUGUCUUCAAUGACAGGUAACAACUUGUCAUGAUUAUAUAGACUCUCUGCAAUCUGACCCCAUAUGUUCCAAACCCAGGCUAAUCUAACGAAAUUGUUCAGCACGGGACCUCUGCUUUACCCUGGCAUAGGCUUAUUGUAACGAAGGAAAGAGGUUAUCAUUUGUACUUGAGAGGCUUUCUUGGGGAUGGGCACAGAGACGGAGGUCAGAGGGGAGAUUGCAGUGGGUGCCACCCUAGUAAUACUGGUUCUUCUCGGGUUCUGCUGUCGAAGACCAAAAGGUAAGGAAACACUCCCUCUUGGAUACUCUCCAUAAAAAAGGACCAGAGGCAUCCAACCUAAUCCCAAAGGAAUGGAAAAGACACUGCAGGCACCAUCUAAAAUGACUGAAUUAGACAGUACAUAUAUUUCUCAUUCAUUUGGGACAGAGGCAUACAUCUAGCCUACACGUGGAUUCAUCUCCACAAUAGUCUUCAAAAAAAUGGACAAACUUCGAUUUUUGAGUGAAUUUUCACUUUAACUUGUUACAAAACAUACACAAACAAACGACAACGUCUCACAAACAUCCACAACAUCACCCCUGCUCAGACCCCCAUCUCCAGCGCCUGCAUCACUCUCCGCCACAUGGUCUCAAACGGCACCAUUUUGAUUCUCUCCGUCGCCCACGCACUUUCAACAUUUAGAUAAUAAAGCAUUUGACCUUUCCAUUGUGUUAACGAUGGAGGAUUGUUUGAUUUCCAGUUUUUAAGUAUAGGUUUUUUCCAGAUGUAGUAUCGUCCAACCCAUCGGGUAUCUCACUGCACCCUCAUAUGCCAUGUCUUGAAAUAUGCAGACAGACGGAUUAGAAGUAAAUUGACAUAGUAAUACUUCUUACAGCCAAGUUUCUUACUCUGCCCAUAACUUUUGGACUUCAUAGCAUUCCCAGAAGGCAUGGAUGGUUGAGUCAUUGUUAGUUUUACACUUAAGACAUGACUCUGUCGUUGUGCUGUAGAAUUUAUGAAUUUUGUCUCUUGUGUAAUAAAUUCUAUACAUUAGUUUAUACUGGAUUAAGCGUACAUUUUUGAUAACUAUAAUUUUGUUCGUUAUGCUCCAACAUUCCCUCUAUCUUGUGCCAAUAUCCAUUCUUUUUAAGUCUUGGUUCCAGUAGUUUCUAUUUUUUUCUUAAGAGAUUGUCAGUUGGAUAGACUCUCCUUUCUGCAACGUUUUGUAUAUCUUACACAUCAUACCGUAUGACUAUAUUUUUCUGACUCAAAUAAGAUUCCCUCAAGAUUGCUCUGAUGUCCAAAAUAUUUUGUUAGUUUCUACCUUGGCAACAGUGUCUCAGCUUAUUUCAACAUUUGACUCUCCUGUAAUAGGGAAGUUGUCAGUAAUAGAGAACCAUAAAUGGACUGUCCAUAAUGUAGGAAGUUCAACUUGUGGUUGAACUUGAACACCACUGUCUAUCUAUGGAGUUUCAUGAAAACGAUUGUUUUGGUACCAUUAAUUUCUAUAAGGAUUGUUGUGUGGCAGGUGACUAUUGAUGACUUAGGGAGCCCUACCCCUUAACCCCAGCCCGACCAUACAGUAUAGGGUGGAUACAAGUAAAGUGAGAUGUCAUGAAGUAUCCUCAGAUGUGCAGUCAUUUUUAUUUUGCAUUACAUAUAGUAAUACUACUGAACUGUUGUAGCUAGAAACACAAGAAAUGAUGCUACACCCGCAAUAACAUCUGCUGAAUUUGUAUAUGUGACCAAUAACAUUUGAUUUGAUUUGAAUCUGUCGUUUUUCUUUUAUUCCUAUUUUCAUCAGUCAUUUCCUGUACAAACUUAACAGGUACCUCAGUAAUGAUAUGAGUUUGCUACUGAGCAAAGAGGGGAACAGAACAAGUAGUUACAGUAACAUGGGGAAGGACAGAGGCUCUGUGAGUGUUACGUUGUUGUGGAUCCUGGUAUGGAUAUCAGCACACGGUCAAGGAUUCUCAGCCGAAGGUGAGUAGCUGGUUUCUGGUUGAAUUAUCAAGAUCAUUUUAGUGUAAAAUAACAAUAAUCUCCAUUUAAAGUUUGGCAUACAAGUACAAUGAUAAAGCUAUCGAGGAGUCAUCGGAGAAAGAGAGACAGAUUGGGGGGGGGGGGGGGGGGGGGGUUUGCUGUAGCCUUUAAUAGAGAACGGUGAAUUAUGUUACAUAGACAUUCUGACACAUUUCUACUCUCCACAGUAUUGUCAAAGAACAUAUUUUUCAUUGCCGAGUCAAGAGACAGAGUCACUAUCCCAGUUUCCCCCAUGGUUCUACAAGGGACAGAGCACCAUUACCAAUGGAUAUGGACCUCACAUGACGGCAGACACUCAAACACCACAAUAGCCAAAAUAAUUUCAUCCACUUGGGAAUCUGUAUCGAACACAUUGGGUUUUUCAAAAGGCAGUGGAUAUAAUCUUUCCAUGAGGCCACACUUUGGAAAUGCUGGAGAGUUUGUGUUCAUGCAAACCAAACCAGCUUCAGUUAUUGUGGUGAGGUUUGAGGCGUUUGCUUUCAAAGGUAUUGUGUAUAUUUGUUUAUUGUCACUUCGUCAAUAUCAGAAUUAGAGUCAAACACAAGCAUGUUCCUUUUGUGUUUGAUAACACUAAAAACACGUACUGGAUAUAACAUCAAGGAUGUUCGAUUUGUAAAUGUUAACCAAUUAUUUUUGAAGUAAUCUACAACUCUACGUUUGCAGUUACCCCCUAUGAUUGGCCUUCAUUUCGUCUGGGUUCUGAUGUGAGUUUUAGUUGUAAGCUGUCCAGCCUACAAGAAGGGACCACACUUCAGUGGGAAAGAGAUGGAGAUCCUACUUCUAACACCACGUUGUUUUACGACAACACAGUCCACAUGGUUAUCCAUAGUGUUGAUCAGAGCAGUAAGGGAAGAUACAACUGCACUCUCAGACAGAAUGGAACACGGUUAUAUGAGGUUUAUAAUACCUUGAAUGUUCAGACAAGUAAGUUAGCUAGAUUUGUGGAUAGUAGUAGUAAUAGAUUAAUUAAUUAACAGUAACUGAAGAUUCACUCGUGUGUAGAUUAACUUGAUUGUUGUAGAUAUUCUUCUUCAUAGUAUUUUCCCACAAUGUUAAUUUUUUCCAGGCACAUUAAACAAUCCAGUAACUUUGUUCCGAGAGAUCAGCGACAGCAUUGAGGUGAAGAUGAUGUGCAGGUCUUCAUCCUGGUACAGCAAAGCCUCCUGGACCAAGAGCACAUCUCCAGGGGAAGCACCUACUGCUCUGACUUCAGAUGAUAGACUAGAAAUUGACCGGUUCUCAUCUCCCACGUUCAACCAAAUAUCUUUCCCCCUGCGAGUUUCACCAGUGGCAUUUGAGGAUGGAGGAUUGUUCAGAUGUAAUUUUAAUAGCCAUCUUAUGUCUUAUGUUCAACUCACAACCAUUCAAGGUAACUUUUCUUUUGUCUUUUAACAAUGUUCAAUGAGAGAGCAGCCACUCUCUGUUCACGUAGCCUAAUGUUGGUUCUCUGAUUGUCAACCACAAAAUAACAUGUUUAAUUAAUCAGCUUUAUACUAGGCCUACAUUAUUAUUACGGUAUACUGUUCUUUCAGAGGGGAAAGUUCUGUUAUGUUUUCUGUUCUCUGGCCCAGUCUCUGCAUCUGGAGGGCCCCCUGGUGGCCAGUCGGUGGUGCUGAAGUGUGAGGUGUCGGAGGUGAGCGGUGACCCUGUGACCCUGGCCUGGCUGAGGAUGGAGGGGAGGAGGGGACUGCUGGUCAAACAGGAUGUCCUGACAGAGAUUCACCCCAACAGGACGCUCAGUGUGACCCUGCCCAGCCUCCAUAGAGACCAGCUGUACUGGCAGUGUGGGGUGUUCAUAGAGGGCAUGCUCAGAGCGAGUGUUCCCCUCAGACUCUGUGGUGCUGAUGGAAGAUCAGGGUUACCAGGCCUAGGGUUACCAUCGCCUCUGAAAGGUUACUAAUGACGAUAGUCGAUUAUAGUAGGUCACAGUAGAUCACAUCCUCUGAAUGAAUAGAUUCAGUGAGACAUCAUGAUCAUCAUUAUAAACAACAUAAAACAAGUAACCAAAUCAAUGUCUCUACAUUGCCCUUUGCCCCUUACUAAACUGUGAUGCAUUUGGAGUCAUAGCAAAAGCAAUGAACGGUGUUGUAAGUCCUCAGAUGUCUCAUUUUUAGCAUGUUCUCUUUCAUACUUGGUUUCCAACAGACUACACUCGGCAGACUUUGAUCAUUGCGACCUGUACUGCUCUGGUUGUUGCUGGGUAUCCUGAUUGGUGCUCUGGUGUUCUACCUGAAGAGGAAGAAGACAGACCCAGGUAAAGUCCCUGAUAAGGACUAGAACUACACUGAACAAAAAUAUAAACGCAACAUGCAAGCAACAAUUUCAUAGAUUUUAUUGAGUUACAGUUCAUAUAAGGAAAUCAGUCAAUUGAAAUAAAUAAAUUAGGCCCUAAUCUAUGGAUUUCACACGACUGGGAAUACAGAUACCUUGUUGGUCACAGAUACCUUUUUAAAAAAAGGGUAGGGGUGUGGAUCAGAAAACCAUCAGUAUCUGGUGUGACCACCAUUUGCCUCAUGGAGCGACACAAUUCGUUAGCAUAGAGUUGAUCAGGCUGUUGAUUGUGGCCUGUGGAAUGUUGUCCCACUCCUCUUCAAUGGCUGUGCGAAGUUGCUGGAUAUUGUCGGGAACUGGAACAUGCUGUCGUAGGCCACAUGUCGAUUCAGAGCAUCCCAAACAUACUCAAUGGGUGGCAUGUCUGGUGAGUAUGCAGGCCAUGGAAGAACUGGGACAUUUUUAGCUACCAGGAAUUGUGUACAGAUCCUUGCGACAUGGGACCAUGCAUUAUCAUGCUGAAACAUGAGGUGAUGGAGGCUGAUGAAUGGCACGACAAUGAGCCUCACGAUCUCAUUAAGGUAUCUCUGUGCAUUCAAAUUGCCAUCGAUAAAAUGCAAUUGUGUUCGUUGCCCCUAGCUUAUGCCUGCCCAUACCAUAACCCCUCCGCCACCAUGGGGCACUCUGUUCACAAUGUUGGCUUCAGCAAACGCUCGCCCACAUGAUGCUAUGCACGCUGCCUGCCAUCUGCCAGGUACAGUUGAAACCAGGAUCAUCCCUGAAAAGCACGCUUCUCCAUCAUGCCAGUGGCCACCGAAGGUGAACGUUUGUCCACUGAAGUCGGUUUCGACCAGAAUAUGUGAGGAGAGUUGAGCAGUUGGAAAUCCCGCUCAUUGCUCAUGGUGCUGUUGCUCAUGGUGCUGUUACUCAUGGUGCUGUUGCUCAUGGUGCUGUUGCGCACCACUCCACCACUCCACGUCUACCAUUUGGUUUUGAAGUAUUGAAACCAAACCAUAUGAUUUUAAUUAAUUUUAAACAGCAUAUUUUUUAAAUUAUUUUUUAUUUAUUUAACCUUUAUUUAACUAGGCAAUUCAGUUAAGAACAAAUUCUUAUUUACAAUGAUGGCCUACACUGGCCAAACCCGGACGACGCUCGGCCAAUUGUGCGCCGCCCUAUGGGACAUUCAAGCCUGGAAUCGAACCAGGGUCUAUAGUGACGCCUCUAGCAUAUAAACACUCUAAAUAGGUCAGGAGCCAGAUAGGGAUCCUAAGGAAUGAAAAUGAAUGAUUUAGGCUAUAUUAUUUCAAUUAUUUCAAGGCUAUAGCCUACAAAGAAAUACAUUGUGAAGCAUUAGUGAGUGAGACACAAUAAGCUGGUAGGGACAUAAAGGGCUCAGCAUCUAAACAACAUGUUGUUGUAUUAAAUCAUUAUAGUCUAUACAUUGCUCAUAUAGGCUGUGACUUACUUAGAAUUUAAUACAAGUUAAACUGAAAAUGCCUUAUUAGGCUCAGUGCCCUUGAAUUUAUUUUUAUUAACACAAUUUUGGCCAGAGUCUGUGGUUUCAGGCUCAUGCGAUGGUGCCUAGAGAACAGGCCAGCAGGUGGAGAAUAUCCUCUCUGUGUUUGCAGAGCCACUGGGGAUGGUAAACACCCUUUUGGGCUCUCUUGCCAGGCUGGGCAGAGAUGCAGAGUUGUUUUUAAUGUUUCUAUAGGUAGGCCUAAAGGUUUUUAGGCAAAAUAACCCAAUCAAAAUGGAAAGCUCCUUGAACGUGGGAAUAUGCCAGGCCUAUUGGGCCAAAAUCAGUUAUGGCCUAUUGUCUAGAUAAUGGAACAACAAUGUACACAACCUUUAAGAGAUCAGAUUUUUAGUUCAUAAGUACUUUGCUACAAUGACACACUUAAGGCCAAAUCAAACGGGCAUUGCUUCGCUUAGACGCAAGAAAAAUAGAGCUUUCUAAUUUUAAGUGCAUGAUGCCUUUGACAGCGUUGACUUUCGCGAUCGAUCUGUUUUCUGUCAUUCACUACCAUGCGUUCUAAUUCUAGCUUGUACACGCUCGUUCUGUUUGAUUUGGCCUUUAGUUAGCUACCCACCUCGUUCCUUUAUUUUAGCAUGUGCACGUAGAAAGUACACCAUCAUGCUUUCAGGAUACUUGUCUUUUCUGAUUCCAAAAUGAUUAUUUAGUUGUGGACACUACAACACCGCACUCCAUCUCUUGCUCUUGGUCCUCAUCUUUGUUAGUCACCUUGAUUUUUCACCUGUGUGUUUUAUCAGUUUCUUUCUGAAAAUAUUUAGUGAGCUCAAUGACAGUAGCUAAAGCAAGGGGCUAUAGCAGCACACAAGUAGACUGCAAAUGCAUGCUGGGCCGGGAAAGCCCUGAGCUCGUGAAGUGAACGCUACUGGCAUGAAGUGAGCGCUACUGGAGCAAAAUUGGAAUGGGCAAGAAGGCCGACACUCCAGCCUUUGGGAAUCUUGCUUUGCGGUCCAGUCAAAUUAGGCAUGCUCCACUCCUCGUGCUUACAUACUCUGGUUAUGACACAGAACUGCAGUCAGGUCAAGACCCUGGUGAGGACUAUUAGCACACAGAUGAGCUUCCCUGAGACGGUUUCUGACAGUUUGUGCAGUAAUUAUUUGGUUGUGAAAACCCACAGUUUCAUCAGCUGUCAGGAUGGCUGGUUUCAGACGAUCCCGCAGGUGAAGAAGCUGGAUGUGGAGGUCCUGGGAUGGUGUGGUUACACGUGGUCUGCGGUUGUGAGGCCAGUUGGACGUACUGCCAAAUUCUAUAAAAAUAAGUUGGAGGUGGCUUAUAGUAGAGAAAUUAACAUAAAAUGAUGUCAACAGCUUUGGUGGACAUUACUGCAGUCAGCAUGCCAAUUUCACGCUCCUUCAAAACUUGAUACAUCUGUGGCAUUGUGUUUUGUGACAAAACUGCACAUUUAAGCGUGGCCUUUUAUUGUCCCCCGCACAAGGUGCACCUGUGUAAUGAUCAUGUUGUUUAAUCAGCUUCUUGAUAUGCCACACCUGUCAGGUGGAUGGAUUAUCUUGGCGAAGGAGAAACGCUCACUAACAGGGACGUAAACAGAUUUGAGCACAACAUUUUAGAAUAUUUUUGUUAAUUAGGACAAUUUCUGGGAUCUUUUAUUUCAGCUCAUGAAACAUGGGACCAACACUUUACAUGUUGUUUAUAUUUUUGUUCAGUGUAUAACAUGGCUGUCUCUGCUCCUGACCAAACUUGUCGGGUUGCUACAUCUUAUGCCUAUGCCAAAAAUUGUGUACAAAUGUUUUUCUAUAUCUCUUCUUUCAAAGCUGUGACAUCCCUACCACUCACCGAGAAGAAUGACCCAGUCUAUGGUAACAUCACAGAUCCACAAAGAGACCAAGGUAUACCCUUCUUCACUUUGGGAGUGAUAUGAUGUACAAUACAUAAGAGAUAUAGAUAUAUCGUAUAACAGAGGUAUGAGAGAGAAGCCUAUGGGUAGAGGAAGGAGGAGGUUUAGAUCAUAGAAUUACAUAUUAUAACUCUUAAUAGGAUCUCUGUGGUUGAGAUUACUUUCAAGAUUAUAUUCCGAAUGCUCCACUGCCAGGAGAUGGAUAUGAAGUCACAACUGUCUGAUUAACAUUUUGGCAUUUUGUAUGUUUCAGAGAGCAAGGGGGGUCGAACAGGGCAAGAUGACAAUGAGGAAGUUCAUUACUCCAAAUUUGCUUUUGUUGAACCCAGGCUUGGUGGUGAGUAGUGGGUUUGGAAACAUAGAAUGGUUCUUAGAAUGUAAAUGGAAGCGUAACAAUUGGCAUUUAUUGUCUUUUUCAGAUCCCAACAGAGUCACAUCAGGGUCAAAUCAGGUAAGAAUAGCACUUUAUUCAAAUUAUUAUUUUGUUACAGUUACCUGUCAUUUUGCUGUUUAGUACAGUUGAAGUCAGAAGUUUACAUACACCUUAGCCAAAUACAGUUAAACUCAGUUUUUCACAAUUCCUGACAUUUAAUCCUAGUAAAAGUUCCCUGUUUUAGGUCAGUUACGAUCACCACUUUAUUUUAAGAAUGUGAAAUGUCAGAAUAAUAGUAAAGAUAAUUAUUUAUUUCAGCUUUUAUUUCUUUCAUCACAUUCCCAGUGUGUCAGAAGUUUACAUACACUCAAUUAGUAUUUGGAAGCAUUGUCUUUAAAUUGUUUAACUUGGGUCAAACGUUUUGGGUAGCCUUCCACAAAUAAGUUGGGUGAAUUUUGGCUCAUUCCUCCUGACAGAGCUGGUGUAACUGAGUCAGGUUUGUAGGCCUCCUUGCUCGCACACACUUUUUCAGUUCUGCCCACACAUCUUCUAUAGGAUUGAGGUCAGGACUUUGUGAUGGCCACUUCAAUACCUUGACUUUGUUGUCCUUAAGCCAUUUUGCCACAACUUUGGAAGUAUGCUUGGGGUCAUUGUCCAUUUGGAAGACCCAUUUGCGACCAAGCUUUAACUUCCUGACUGAUAUCUUGAGAUGUUGCUUCAAUAUAUCCACAUAAUCUUCCUUCCUCAUGAUGCCAUCUAUUUUGUGAAGUGCACCAGUCCCUCCUGCAGCAAAGCACCCUCACAGCAUGAUGCUACCACCCUCGUGCUUCCCGGUUGGGAUGGUGUUCUUCGGCUUGCAAGCCGCCCCUUUUUCCUCCAAACAUAACGAUGGUCAUUAUGGCCAAACAGUUAUAUUUUUGUUUCAUCAGACCAGAGGACAUUUCUCCAAAAAGUACGAUCUUUGUCCCCAUGUGCAGUUGCAAACCGUAGUCUGUCUUUUUUUAUGGCGGUUUUGAAGGAGUGGCUUCUUCCUUACUGAGCAGCCUUUCAGGUUAUGUUGAUAUAGGAUUAGUUUUACUGUGGAAAUAGAUACUUUUGUACCUGUUUCCUCCAGCAUCUUCACAAGGUCCUUUGCUGUUGUUCUUUGAUUGAUUUGCACUUUUCGCACCAAAGUACGUUCAUCUCUAGGAGACAACGCGUCUCCAUCCUGAGCGGGAUGACGGCUGCGUGGUCCCAUGCUGUUUAUACUUGCGUACUAUUGUUUGUACAAAUAAACUUGGUACCUUCAGGCGUUUAGAAAUUGCUCCCAAGGAUGAACCAGACUUGUGGAGGUCUACAAUUUUUAUUCUGGGGUCUUGGCUGAUUUCUUUUGAUUUUCCCAUGAUGUCAAGCAAAGAGGCACUGAGUUUGGAGGUAGGCCUUGAAAUACAUCCACAGCUACACUUGACUCAAAUGAUAUCAAUUAGCCUAUCAGAAGCUUCUAAAGCCAUGACAUCAUUUUCUGGAAUUUCCCAAGCUGUUUAAAGGCACAGUCAACUUAGUGUAUGUACACUUCUGACGCACUGGAAUUGUGAUGCAGUGAAUUAUAAGUGAAAUAAUCUGUCUGUAAACAAUUGUUGGAAAAAUUACUUGUGUCAUGCACAAAGUAGAUGUCCUAACCGACUUGCCAAAACUAUAGUUUGUUACCAAGAAAUUUGUGGAGUGGUUGAAAAACGAGUUUUAAUGACUCCAACCUAAGUGUAUGUAAACUUCCGACUUCAACUGUAUGUUCUUUGUGAUUAACUCUUAUUAAUGUCCAUAACUACAGGAAGGUGAUGCUGUGAUCUAUUCCACGCUCAACAUAUAAAGAAACCUGUCUUUCAGCAGGAUAAAACAACUGUGUUAAAAUGCAGGGAUUAUGUUCCAUAUUUUGUUUAUUUCUUACUGUGUUUAUUAGUCUAUUUUGGAUUUUUUUACCUGAGUAUGACACAAUGUAAAGGAAGGUUGUGUUCAUUUCAAUCCUGCCCACAUGCCCACAGCUGGCAGCACACAAGUAAUCAUCAAUUCGGAGUGCAGCUACACAAGACUAAUCGUAAUACCCGUGGUAAAUUUGGUUUCACUUGUGAAGGAACAUCGAUAAAUUACACAAUGUACAUGGGACAAUAUGUAAAAAUGUGAAUAGUUCCAAAUUUAAAUAACUUAAAAACCUCAAACCAACUAUAAAUUGUAGAAGUUCAAAUUCAUUGACGGUCCCUAACUAGACCCGUCCAUAGGCUAUCCAAAAUCAAACCAAUUUUGCCAUGGUCGAAGACCAGCCAGCUGAAGCUAAUUGGCGCACACACACAAGAGACACCCACAAGUUUAAGAGUUAAUUUCAUGCAAUUCUACACAUUUUGCCAUGGGGUGUAGAGAAAAUGUUGCGGUUUUAAAGCAAGUUAGCUGCAAUUCUACACAUUUUUCCAUGGGGCGGAGAGGAAAAUGUGCUGUUUUAUAGCUAAUUUGCCUGCAGUUCUACACAUUUUGCCAUAGGGGGGAGAGAAAUGUUUGCAGUUUUUAAUAUGAUAUGUGGGGUUGGCAGGUAGCUUAGUGGGUUAAGAGCUUUGUGCCAGUAACCAAAAUGUCGCUGGUUCUAAUCCCUGAGCCGACUAGGUGAAAAAUCUGUCGAUGUGCCCUUGAGCAAGGCUCUUAACCCUAAUUGCUCCUGUAAGUCGCUCUGGAUAAGAGCUUCUGCUAAAUGACUAAAUGUAAAUGAGUGAGACAUACUAACAAAAUCAAUGGGGGCUAAUGCUGAGCGAUUAACCGAAAUUGUUGGUUAUCUUUAGGUUUUUAAACAACUAAUUGACCAACAUCAGUUCAAUUAUUUGAAUUCCACUUCGUUUUUUUUUCUUCUUCUGUGAGCUCAAUACGCACAUUGCCCCGUUUCUCUAUAGAGAUAUAUCAGAUCCAGCCUGAACUGUGCGAUGUAGUAUGGAGUUUCCAACAGGCAAUAUUCUACAUAGUUUAGCGCAUAAAACGUGGUAAUUAACUACAAUGACCAUAAUCCAUUGCGCAUCUACUUGUCCUGUCGCUGUUUCUUUUACUUUAUGCCUGCUACGGAAGAGGCAGAAUGCGUGAUAGUGAGGCGAUAUAGAGAGCAGUUGUUGCUUCACGAGAUAUCUCUACCUGAAAAUACAUGAUCUAAGUUAUUGAUAGUUGGUAUUCAGCAGUCAUAAAAGUAUGCCUUCUUUAAUUUGAAGAACUACAAAAUAGUGAUUUUGUCAUACAGCAUAUGCAUCAGCUCUAUAGAGAGGAGAUGAUGACUUGGAAUGAAAUAACUGUAAAGUCAUUUACAUUUACAUUUUAGUCAUUUAGCAGACGCUCUUAUCCAGAGCGACUUACAGUUAGUGCAUACAUUAUAAUUUUUUAAAUACUGACCCCCCGUGGGAAUCGAACCCACAACCCUGGCGUUGCAAACGCCAUGCUCUACCAACUGAGCUACAUCCCUGCCGGCCAUUCCCUCCCCUACCCUGGACAACGCUGGGCCAACUGUGCGCCGCCCCAUGGGUCUCCCGGUCGCGGCCGGCUACGACAGAGCCUGGAUUCGAACCAGGAUCUCUAGUGGCACAGCUAGCGCUGCGAUGCAGUGCCUUAGACCACUGCGCCACUCGGGAGAGUCAUCAAAUAAAACAAAUGUUAUAUACACAACUGAAAUAUUUUAUUAAAGUAAAGUAAUGUAAAAUGAUAAGUGAUAAGCAGUCAUGGGCAGUCACUACCAUCAUGGGACUUGUAUUAAUUGUUUUAUUCUGUGUUCCAGCAUUCAACCCAAAUAAUCGAAACCGAAAUGGAAAACCAUGAUUAUUUUUUGAAAUUAUCAAACCGAAACCGAACAGACCUCAAAAAGCACUAAUCCUCAGCAAGAAUGGGGGACCGAUGGUUAUUCGACCAUGAUAACAAGUUUAGAUAGCAGGAUGCUAAACUAAUUUAGCAAUCAAAAAAAUGUUAGCUGACAUGGGCUAUAUUGACAGACUAUCAGUGACUGACAUAACAAGAGAAAAACUGCUGAUGCACCUUGUGCUUUCUAUUAUUAUAACUUGCAAUAGUAAAUUGAGACCCCGAGUGCUUUCCUGGGGGAAUUGAUCCGAGGGCCUUCAAAAUGGGGGCUGUGGGCCGCCAGUUGCCAAUCCUUGAUCUAGUAGAAUUCGCUGGCUGCACACUAUUGAAGAACAGAAUCUUCUUUCGAGACCCACGUGAGCUCAUAAUCGCAAAAGGUGACAUGUACCAAAUUGAACAAAUGGCUGGAAUAAUGUAAUUACGCAUUAAAUGACAGAUUCUCAGUAUCGAUGAGCCUAGUAUGUUGUUAUUUGUUGCGCUCUAAAGAGUAUACAGUACGAUUAGUACACAGUAUGUUGUUUUAGUAAGUAAUAUGCAAGACUGAUUUCGGACAUGUCCAUAGUAGAGUAAAAUAUCCUUACUAAGACACCCAUGUAUAGACAGCAGGUGGCGCAAUUGAGGAAUUUCUAAUAGCUGUAACUGAAAUAAUUUUGUAUUGCUGUACAUAUUGCAUCAUUGGGUGAAAACGAUAUUAAUGUUUUUGUAUUUUAUAGUUGUAUAUUUUGUAUGGAAAGUAACUCCAUUAAAUUGGUAUUUUGAAAUAAACACGGUCCUUGUAAACUGAAUUCAACUCAUUGUAUAGGUGAGUGCAGUUGCAUAUGCUACUAGGAGAUGGCAAUGUUGGAAAGACAAUGUUUUGCAAGAAUACAGCACAUGAGGUUUGAGUUGCUAUCUCUAGUUCCUUUAGGGAUUGCAGUGAAAAGGUAGCAAUUCAAUGCAUUUCUCUCUCCCACUAAAUGCAAUGAAUAGACUGCACAUAGAAGGAAUGUCUUUAUACACAGACAGAUGCGGAGUCUAUCACCAAAAUCCCUCUUUUUUUGUGCAGAGGUGUGUGUGUGUGUGUGUUCAUGCGUGGUUGUGUGUGUAUGUACACACACACACACACACACACACACACACACACACAUACAAACACACACUCGCUUCUGUGCUUCUGUGUGAGUCUGCGUGUCUUGUGUGUGCAUGUGGGAGCUAUUGAAAGGAUUCAAGGUCUCCUGAAAUGAAGUAUUUUAUACUUGACUCAGAAAGAAGGAAUGGGAAACAAAAAAAAAAAGUAUUUCAAUUCACACUGAUACGUAACAAUGGCGUUGUGAAGAAAGUGACAGCCACAGGUGUUGAGAGGAGAAUGAAUCAAGGUGAAGACCUAUUCUGCCUCUCUCCCUGCAUGGCUUCCUUCUGUGCAAACCUCUAUACUGUAGCAGCCAUGGUCUCAGGCUGGAGCUUUGUCUGUAGCUGUCAGGGUUAGGAGAACAGAAUAAGCAGUCAUUUUUUGAAAAUAAUAUGAUGUAUUGUUGAAGGAAUUGCUGGCCUCUAUUAGUAAAAAAAAAAAAAAAAAAAAGCCAUAAUACAGUAUUUUCAGCGAUUUAUUUUCACUUCAUUUGGUAUGAAUACUAUCCUCCAAUAGGGGGCAAGCCAGUACAGUUUAACGCUUUUACCGUUUUUUUAUGUGCAGUGUCUUUGCAUCUCUGUGAUCGCCUCACUCACAUGCAUGUAUAUCUACACAGAAACACAUGCUAACACACACCCAUACAGACCUAUACAUCUGAACAUGCACAUACAAAAAAUAUACACACACACACCACAGUAUAUUAUAUUCAGUACUAGCGCAUGCGGAGGAAGGAGCGUGGAUGGAAGAAUGCCUGGCUGUCUAUCUCCUGUCACCAGUGCAUUGUGUUCUCUAUUUAAGGCAAUGUUUACCCAGCUCUCACCAUACACUGCUACCUUACAGAUGAGCUGCCAGAGACACUCAUACCCUUUAGCUCUGUGUCUGCAUCUCUGUCUCACCCCCACUGAUACAAACCAGGGUGUCCAGGGGGUGUCCAAGGGACCUAAACCAGGGUGUCCAGGGGACCUAAACCAGGGUGUCCAGGGGGUGUCCAAGGGACCUAAACCAGGGUGUCCAGGGAACCUAAACCAGGGUGUCCAGGGGGUGUCCAAGGGACCUAAACGAGGGUGUCCAGAGGACCUAAACCAGGGUGUCCAGGGGACCUAA
This is a messenger RNA of Coregonus sp. 'balchen', 15179 nucleotides long. The record is from the annotation of a GenBank genome assembly. Lineage: Eukaryota; Metazoa; Chordata; Actinopteri; Salmoniformes; Salmonidae.